AUGACUACAGACCAUGACUACAGACGAGGAGACGUUUGGGAGACGUUUGGGAGACGUUUGGGAGACGUUUGGGAGACGUUUGGGAGACGUUUGGGAGACGUUUGGGAGACGUUUGGGAGACGUUUGGGAGACGUUUGGGAGACGUUUGGGAGACGUUUGGGAGACGUUUGGGAGACGUUAGGGAGACGUUUGGGAGACGUUUGGGAGACGUUUGGGAGACGUUUGGGAGACGUUUGGGAGACGUUUGGGAGACCUUUGGGAGACGUUUGGGAGACGUUUGGGAGACGUUUGGGAGACGGAGACGUUUGGGAGACGUUUGGGAGACGUUUGGGAGACGUUUGGGAGACGUUAGGGAGACGUUUGGGAGACGUUGGGAGACGUUUGGGAGACGUUUGGGAGACGUUUGGGAGACGUUUGGGAGACGUUUUGGGAGACGUUUGGGAGACGUUUGGGAGACGUUUGGGAGACGUUUGGGAGACGUUUGGGAGACGUUUGGGAGACGUUUGGGAGACGUUUGGGAGACGUUUGGGAGACGUUUGGGAGACGUUUGGGAGACGUUUGGGAGACGUUAGGGAGACGUUAGGGAGACGUUUGGGAGACGUUUGGGAGACGUUUGGGAGACGUUUGGGAGACGUUAGGGAGACGUUAGGGAGACGUUUGGGAGACGUUUGGGAGACGUUUGGGAGACGUUUGGGAGACGUUUGGGAGACGUUAGGGAGACGUUUGGGAGACGUUUGGGAGACGUUUGGGAGACGUUUGGGAGACGUUUGGGAGACGUUUGGAGACGUUAGGGAGACGUUAGGGAGACGUUUGGGAGACGUUUGGGAGACGUUUGGGAGACGUUAG
This is a messenger RNA of Knipowitschia caucasica, 846 nucleotides long. The record is from the annotation of a GenBank genome assembly. Lineage: Eukaryota; Metazoa; Chordata; Actinopteri; Gobiiformes; Gobiidae.